Thermothelomyces thermophilus ATCC 42464 is the source of this 1161-nucleotide messenger RNA. RefSeq lists its product as uncharacterized. The transcript has 2 exons. The record is from RefSeq and is a predicted model, not a curated record. The coding region runs from base 17 to 1063 and encodes 348 amino acids. NCBI's taxonomy places the organism in Eukaryota, Fungi, Ascomycota, Sordariomycetes, Sordariales, Chaetomiaceae.
UUGUCAAAACAUAAUUAUGUCUCAGAUGAACGGCGGUUCCCGAAGUCGGCAGAGGAUUCGCAAACCUGCGCCGGCGCUAGACAUUCCAGAUAUCCACGAGAACGCUGCGGAGCGCAAGCGUAUCUUGAACGUGCUUGCCCAGCGGCGAUAUCGACAACGCAAGCGAGAGGCUCGACUUGCCGCCCGAGCGGAGAGUUUGCACCAGCGCUUGACGGAGAACCAGGCCGAAUUGGAGGGCGAUACAUCGCCUUGUUCUGCUGAUGAAACCAAUCGUUUCUUGCGUCAAGAGCAUGCUCAGCGAGGAUCGCAUGAAACGUUAGAUGAACAACAGCCGUCCUCCGAGCAUUUGACGUUCCCCUUGGAUAGUACUACCUUAUCCAACCUUGGAAAUCUCGACAACGAUGAGGUCCAGCUUCUCUCAACUACCUCGCCGUAUUAUAUUGUGUCCGACGCAUUCAACCCUGACCACACAAUUCGCACCUCACCUUCGCUAGCGGACGACUACACAUCUGGCGACGGGACCUCCUCGAUCGCCUCUAGCAGCACUACUUUUCCAGAUAGCUAUUUCCUCCAGGUUCCACCUUUGACCCUGCUCCGUGGCCUCUUCCGCAUUGCGAUGCGCCUUAAUGCCGCAUCCUCCGUGUUUUCUUUGACCUCGAUUUCGCCCUUCAACCUUGGGCUCGGCCCCGACCCCUCGGAAAUUCCGCCAGCAUGGCGGCCAACUGCUGCUCAGCUGUCGGUGCCACAUCACCCAGUGCUGGAUCUGUUCCCGUGGCCUCCCGUAAGGGAUCGACUUAUCGAGGUCUUGAGCCUCACCGAGCAGAGUGCUGAGAUUGGUUUGAUGGAGACACCACGGCUGGUCAAUUUCAUCUACGACAUGGAGGACGCCGGCGAAGGGAUACGAAUAUGGGGAUCAGACCCCUACGACGAGACACACUGGGAAGUCGGCCAAGUGCUUUAUGAGCGGUGGUGGUUUGUGUUUGAUAGGAGCACUGUAGAACAGAGCAACUACUUGCGGAUGCAACGGGGGGCUGCACCGCUGAGAGCGUCUCAAUAUAGGUAGUCAGGCGGAUACUUUGUAAUGAGUUCAUGGAACAGUGGCCGAGUGGCAGGGAACUAUCAACGUCUGGCGAUAAUAGAGAACCCAAAAUCUCCCCUCUG